UCAUUCCUCGUUGCUUGUUGCCUUUAUUUUUUGUUUGGAUUACACAAACAGCUGGAAGAGAGACUCCCUCUUCAGAACAUUGUUAGCAAGUGAACGCGACUAUAAACACAGGCAACUAUGACACCGAAUGCAACGUCACCUGCCAACGCAGCCACUGUAGUCUCGGCCCUAAGCCAUUCCACAAACAUUUCCUACGUUCAAUGCCAGAACCUCAAGUACAACGUCAUCAUUGUGGGUUGGCUGGGCGUCAUCAUAUCGACCGUAGUCCUCUGCAGCUCCAUGCUCACCAUGCACAUGCAGACCGACAUUGAGGAGCUGGUGAGCGCUUGGCUACUCAAGGGCGCUCACAGCAAUGAGCAGCAGUAUCUGAUGACUUUGUUGGGCAUCUUCAGCACUAUUGCGUAUGGACUGUCGUUGAUCAAUACGGGCGUCAGCCUAUUGUUGCUCAUUGGUGUGGCCAGAGACUCCAGUGCGCUGCUCUAUCCCUGGCUAAUAUACCAUGGCGUCGUCUUCGGCUUUGGACUCUAUUUGGGCGUGUUCUACGCCACAGCUGGCCUCUUCAUAGACUUGUCCCAUUUCCUGCUAUGCUUGCUGGUGUUCGCCCUAGUUUUGGUGAUUUUCUACAAGAUCUACCACGAGGUCUUCACUCUGUUCCGUGUCAUGGAGCAGCAGGCGCGUUAUGGCGGAGCCUAUUAUGCAGAUGCUGAGCAUGCUGCUUGGGCCAAUGUUCCCUAUCAGGCUGUCUAUAUGCCGCGAGUGCCGAUGAAGCAGUAAAAACAAUCCAAUCAGAAAGAGUUUUCACGCAAUAAAGGUCAACUACGUUACUGAAUAGCA
Messenger RNA from Scaptodrosophila lebanonensis, 834 nucleotides. RefSeq lists its product as uncharacterized. The transcript is spliced from 4 exons. Lineage: Eukaryota; Metazoa; Arthropoda; Insecta; Diptera; Drosophilidae. The record is from RefSeq and is a predicted model, not a curated record. The coding region runs from base 118 to 774 and encodes 218 amino acids.